CAGCCCACCACGUGACCCCGACCAGAGCGAAGAACUCGCCGGCCCAAACACCGGUGUUAUCCCGACCACUCAUCUCUCCCUCCUUAAAUGAGUCUCCUGGCUUUCGCUCGCGUCGACACCUUUCGCUCUGUUUUGCCGCAAUCCACACUUUCGGGCGACAAAGCAUCGCUUCCAAAUCUCCCCAAUCCCUUGCCCACUCCGAAGCGAUCUCCCCUCGACGAUCGAAGUUUUCUCCUGUUCUUUGCUUCCGAUCGAGGUUGCCUCGGUGGUGAUCGUAUUGGGGGUUCUAGGGCUGGGGUUGGGACGGAUCGGCCGAUCGACAAUGGGGCUUCUCUUCGUGGAGUCGCUCCCUGGUCCGAAGGUCUUCAAGUGCGGGCGCUGCAAGGUCGACUCGGCGUCCCAUGACGCGAUCAUCUCCAAGGAUUUCCACGGGCGGUAUGGCCGCGCGUACCUCUUCAAGAGCGUGGUGAAUAUCACAUUGGGCCCUGAUGAGGAUCGACACCUUAUAACUGGAUUACACACAGUGAAUGACAUAUACUGUAGCUGCUGCCAACAGAUUCUGGGCUGGAGAUAUGAGAAGGCAUAUGAAGAAAGUCAGAAGUACAAAGAAGGCAAAUACAUUUUAGAAAAAGCUAGGAUGUCGAAAGAGGGCUGGUGAUGUUUGUAAGGACCAAAAAACCUGAUAACCUGCAAUUGCAUGCAGCAGUGUAGUGGUAGAAAAUCGUGCCCAUGAAAUAUAACACAAACCCAGUUAGCAACAGCAGUUCUUGUCAAUUACACUAGGUCACCUUCUUGGAGGGAAUAAGGAACAAACAUUUGGUUCGACAAAUUAGACACACCUUGCUUGUUUCUCUUGCCGCUCAGCUCAUCUCUAACGCUGAUUCUCCUGUAGUUUUUGUUAGUGUUUAUUGUGGAUGGUUGACUCUGAAGUGUCUCAGAUCCCGAUCAAGUUGAUUGGAUGAAUUCCUUCCGUUGCAGCA
This is a messenger RNA of Musa acuminata AAA Group (dessert banana), 980 nucleotides long. Its product is annotated as putative yippee-like protein Os10g0369500. The record is from RefSeq and is a predicted model, not a curated record. The coding region runs from base 323 to 658 and encodes 111 amino acids. NCBI's taxonomy places the organism in Eukaryota, Viridiplantae, Streptophyta, Magnoliopsida, Zingiberales, Musaceae. The transcript is spliced from 3 exons.